Protopterus annectens (West African lungfish) is the source of this 3955-nucleotide messenger RNA. It is a transcript of the gene SPOCK1, whose product is annotated as SPARC (osteonectin), cwcv and kazal like domains proteoglycan 1. The transcript has 10 exons. Lineage: Eukaryota; Metazoa; Chordata; Ceratodontiformes; Protopteridae. Gene Ontology annotation, molecular function: calcium ion binding; protein binding. Bases 1 to 1155 code for a protein of 384 amino acids. The record is from RefSeq and is a predicted model, not a curated record.
AUGAAAGAAAAAAAGGAUGAUUAUUUCAGAAACUGGAACCCAAACAAGCCUUUCGACCAGGCCUUAGAUCCAUCAAAAGAUCCAUGCCUGAAAGUAAAGUGCAGUCAACAUAAAGUUUGUGUCACUCAUGACUACCAAACAGCUAUCUGUGUCAGUCGGAAACAAUUGAUGCACAGUUUGAGACAGAAAAAGGGCAAUGUACCCCACAAACACUGGAGUACACCAGCAAAUGUAGUCAAGUGUAAAACAUGUCCUUUGACUCACUCCAUCCCUGUGUGUGGCUCCGAUGGUCACACAUACUCAUCCAAGUGUAAGCUGGAUUUUCAUGCUUGCAGUUCGGGCAAGAAAAUUUCAGUGCGAUGUGAAGGACCAUGCCCAUGUCUGCCGGUGCACGAAUCUCCAAAACCUCGAACUGACAAGACUGGCUGCAGUGAUAAGGAGAUGAGAAGUCUUGCUUCUCGAUUAAAAGACUGGUUUGGUGCUCUACACGAGGAUGCAAAUCGGAUCAUCAAACCUACCAGUGCAGAUAAUGUGCAGACCAGAUUUGACACAAGCAUUCUGCCAAUUUGCAAGGACUCUCUGGGAUGGAUGUUCAACAAACUGGAUAUGAAUUAUGACCUUUUGCUGGACCAAACAGAACUAAAUGCCAUUUACCUGGAUAAAUAUGAGCCAUGUAUUAAACCUUUAUUUAACUCUUGUGACUCAUUCAAGGAUGGAAAGCUCUCAAACAAUGAGUGGUGUUAUUGUUUCCAGAAGCCAGAAGGUCUACCUUGUUUGCUGGAAAUGAACAGGAUUCAGAAAUUAAGCAAAGGAAAGGGUAUCUUAGGUGCUUUCAUUCCACGAUGUAAUGAGGAUGGGUACUACAGAGGGGCUCAGUGUCACAGCAGCACAGGCCAGUGCUGGUGUGUUGAUAAAUAUGGCAACGAAUUAGCAGGAUCACGAAAACAAGGCACAGUAACCUGUGAAGAAGACCAAGAAACGUCUGGAGAUUUUGGUAGCGGUGGAUCUGUUGUACUCUUAGAUGACCGAGAUGAAGACUUAAAGAUAAACAGCAAAGCAAAAGAAGGAAAAGCAAACAUACAUGUGAGAGCAGCCAAUGAAGAUGAUGAAGAUGAAGAUGAUGAUAAGGAAGAAGAGCUUGGUUAUGUUUGGUAACUUGCUGCUGGAGGGCCCUCAUUGUUAGCACAGUUCUAUGACUCAUUCCACAUCUUUACAAAUGCAUCCACUUCUGCCAGGUACACAAAUGUUCUUCCUUUCAGUUGCUACUCUUCUGGCUUAUACACUGAUUGUCGUAAAGCCCAGCUUAGAAGCAUUCUGUUUCAUGGAUGACAGUGGGACAUUUUCUUAUGCAAGUGCACAUGAUUAUCCUCAAAAAUACAGUUCCUUUGAACAGUUUAGAUGGUGAUCUUCUCUUUACAUCCACUGAAUGAACAAAACAGUUUUAGGGACUUUUAAAACAACUAGCAUUUAAAACUGAAUUGCUACAUUCUCACUGUACUGAAUUAUAUCUUGUCUUGCAUUAUCAAUAUCGCCUAAAAUGAUGAAGUCAUCUGAUGCAAAAAAGUAUAUAUUUUCAAGGGACAGAAUCUUUUUGCAAUGUGAAGAUCAUAAAAGAGACUUUUUGUUUCUGUGGAAAUGUUCUUAGUCUUUCCUUUAUUUCAGAUGUGUCCUGUGCACAGUUUGAAUUUGUCGGAGAAUGAAUUAAUGUAUAUUAGAAUGGUUAAUGAGCUGCAUGUUCAGAUAAGAUGGCAGCAACAUGCAUGAGGUCAUAACUGUGUCAUGUUAUGUCAUAGCAGCAACCUUUCUUCUAAAUCACUGCAUGCAUAGUAGAGGUAUUACUGUCCUGAAGAUGUCAAAUACACCCAGUCUGUUUUACAGCUUGUAUUUAUUAGUAAUCAUUUAUAACUAAUGACAGGUCAACGUCAUACGAAAUCUUGCAUUUUUGAAAACAAACAUAAAACAACCCAUAAUUUCACUAGUUUACUUUGUCUUUCUGUUUUUUUUUUCCUCAAAAUUCUUGCUUAAAUAACUCAGUAAGCUGCUGAAAGCUUAAGAGAUGACGAGGCAAAUGGAAUUAUACAGUCUAAAUGAUUACAGAAAGAAACACAGUAUGUGUUUUGUGAGAACAGCUUGUAUCAAGGUCUUACACCAAUCUAAUGCCUAAGCAAAUGUAACUCAGUCACAUCUAAUGAUGCUGUAACCAUGUAUGCAAGCUUGAUUUGAAAAUAAAAAUACUGGCAGCAGUAAUAAGUUUUACAAACUAUACAUUUAUAGUAAAAAAUUAUUUGAUUUCUGCAUUUCAGUAUACUCAGAGGAACACUGGGUUCCAAAGGAAAAAAAACACACCACUGCCUUCCCUUGCUAUAGUUCGCAACAAUGAAUGUAUCAUUCUGAUAACAUAAUAUAAUAUACAUUGUCUGGUGCGUUUCCUGAUUGGCAUUUCUUGAUAUAAAGUCUUAUGACCAUCUAGUGAUAUGUAUAGAAAUGAUGUGGUAUUUCUGAGUAUGUUCAUUGUUGUAUCCCAUGGCAAAUAAAUGUACUUACAUGACCAUCAGAAUUUUUGAAGAAAUUUAAAGUGCAUAUAUCAGUAUUGUGCAUUUUUUAAGCAUGAUGUGUGAAAGUUAAGAAUGUUUCUUAAAAUAACUGGAAAUAUUUACAUAAAUUCAUGUUUUCAAGAAUCACAUAUUGUAACAUUUUCAAUGAUUUCCAAUUUAUUGAAGCUUUAUUUGAUUAAAAAAUAGGAUGCAGCAAGUCCUCACAAAGUUAGUACACAUGAACGUAUGAACAAAGAGAUGAUGGCAUAUGGUGUGUUCUGCAACUAAUUAGCUUUGGAAAUACACAAAAGGUACCUAUGUAAAAGCCAUACAAAAUAGCCUUGUUUGCAUGAAUUAUUUAAGUAAACAACAUAUGGAUAAUGCUCUGAGGUCAAGUAGUCGGGAAGCCGAAAAAUGUUUCAAUUAAUUUUUCAUUAUAAUUUAAGAUCUUUUUUUCUUUUUUUUUUUUUUUUUGUUAAGAGAGUCUUACUAUUAAUUGCAGCUAUUUUGAAUCAGCAAAGCGAUCAAUUCCUCUGUCUGGAAAGUCAGACAGUUUUGUUUUGAAUUUAGAGUGGUUUCAAAAUCAAAGAUGCUUGACCAGCAUUAGAAACAUAUUAUAGCGUCCUGGUGGAGUAUCUGUUUAGGAAUAAAUUAGGAUUUGCUGAGCACUGAACCUAAAGCAGGUACUGGAAGCAUGACUGAAUUUAAAUAUAUUUUUCGCACGCUCAUGCUUUUAAAUUCUGCUGUCUUACAUUCUUUUUAUCAUUGCAAGUUUUCUUUCUCUUUGCUAGUUACAAUAGCUAGAAUUAUAAUUGUGACAUAUUUAGUUACUGAAGAAUACUUUCUGGGAUUUUCCAGGAAAUUGCCAUGGAAUGUUGUUCAAAUUCUGUAUCGGCCAUUAUUCAUGACACAUCUCUACCAAUGAAUUUUCCUGUUAUCAGCAUCUAUAUUCAUCUUAAAGGAUGCAAUUUUAAUGUUUCAUUAUUUUUGUAACAUCCAACAUCAGGGGCUUGUUUUGAGUUCCAUUAAUAAGGAAUUAUUUACAUUUACUUCAAUAAAUAGUUAAACGAAUGAAUUCUUGAUGAACAACAUACAAGGUAAUUGGAUAGGUCUUGAAAGGGAUUACCUCUUAUUUUUACCUGGUAUGUUAGACUGCAAAACUUAAGUGGAUGCCACUAUACCAUGUUUCAGCAGCUAAAAUUUAUUGCUCAAAAAUAGGUCUCCGUACCGAAAAUUAGGCUAGUCAAGAAAGAAUGAGUCUUCCCACACUGAUAACACAACAAUGAACUGAGAUUCUUUAGGUCUGCUAUAAGUCUCUGUACCAUAUGUUUACUACAGCAAGUUUAUCUUGGAGAUGCAGACAUUUGAAAAUGUGGCCACUGGUUAUAGUUUUUGAAAUAAAAAUCUCAUUCCCACAUUCA